AUGAAAUUUUAUGCUUUUGUUAUUCUUCUUUUUCUUUAUUCUUCUUCGAUUUGUUUAACAAAUGAUGAUAAUAAACAAUGUUUAAUUCGUGAUUCUUGUUCAAAUUUAACAUUAAAAUCUCCAUCUAUCUAUGAUGAUGAACCUUUUAUUCAACAUCGAAAUUGUUUUUGUGAUUCUAUUUGUGAAGAAUAUGAUGAUUGUUGUCAUCAAUUAAAAUUAUCAAAUGCAAAUAACUAUGAAUGCAUUGAUUUUCUUUCACCAACGUUUAAUGAUAGUCUUCCUCCAUUUAGUCCAUUAUUUGUAUGGAUGCGUGCAAAAUGUUUAUCAAUUUAUAUAGGAUCACGUUCUGAUAUUCAAUGUCGAAAUUUAAAAAAUCAAACAUUUCUAGACAAUCCAUUAUUAUUUAUUCCAGUUACAAGUAAACAAACAAAUAUAACCUAUCGAAAUUAUUAUUGUGCAUAUUGUAAUAAUGAUGCAAAUAUAAAUUUACAAUUUUGGGAAUAUAAAGCAAAUUGUCAUGGUAAUGGAAGUCUUUCUGAUUAUAUGGUUUUAGAUAAAGAAGAACAAGUUAAUUAUUAUAUUCAUAAUUUAACACAACAGUGUAAGAAAACAAUUAUUUAUCCACGUGUUACAAGUACUGGUGAGCCUUCGGUUUUUAUUCGACCUUGUAAAAAAUCACUUCCAUCAACAUGCCCUUCGCAAACAUCAGCUGAUUUAGCUGGAAACUGCUCUCUAUCCAGUACUGCUUAUCGUUAUGAUAUCAUUUCACAUGUUGUUUAUCGUAAUCCUUAUUGCGCAGAAUGUAACAAUAUAAAUAGUAGUAACAUAACAUGUACGGACCCAGAUUUACGUUCAAGUAUAUCUCUAACGCAUCAAACACGUGCUCCUUCAUUAUCAAUACUAUUUGAUCCAAAUCUUCUUGAACGUUAUUUAAAUUAUGAUUUGGAUAAAAGUUCAACAAUGCAAAUGAUCUAUUCAUUAUAUUAUAAGUGUUCAAAACCGAAUGAACUUUAUAAUUUAUUUUUAAAAAAAUGUUCUCAAAUAACAAAUUCAAGUAAAGAAAUAAUUAUUUCAAUGAAUUGUUCAUCUGCAAUACAAAUUUCAGAAGACUAUACUCGAUAUAAUAAUGGAAGCUUAUAUAUUAUUAAUCAACCAAUUCUUUUAAAUAGAGAUCAAUAUGUAUUUAUUAAUGAUCAUCAAAUUGUUUUUUGUGCUAAUCAAUGGAAAGAAAAUCAAUUAACAUUUUCAUUUUAUCGUAAUAUCUUAACAAUUAUUUGUACUUCAAUAUCGCUUACUUGUCUUGUUAUUUUUGUAAUAGCAUUUUGGUUAAUUUCUACCUUACAUAAUCUUCCUGGUAAAUGUCUUUUAUUUCUAUCGAUUUCAAUAUUUAUUGGUCAAUUAUUGUUUAUUUCGACAUCUGUUCUAACACAAUAUUCUUAUCUUUGUCUUAUAUCAGCUAUUUUAAUUCAUUAUUUUUAUUUAUCAUCAUUUUUUUGGUUAUUAAUUAUAGCAAUACAUAUACAUGCAACAUUUAAUUGUGAAAUUGUACGACGUGAAAAACUAGAUAAAGAUAGAUAUCGUUUACUAGCUUAUAAUAUUCUUGUUUGGUGUUCAACUGGAAUUAUUAUUCUUAUUGCAUGUCUUUUACAAUUUACAAAUCCUGAAUCAAAAUUUUCACCUAAUUAUGGAUAUUUAUUUUGUUUAAUAUCAAAACCAAAUGCAAUGAUUUUAUUUUUUCUUGUACCAAUUGGUUGUUUACUAUUAAUUAUUGCAAUUUUAUUUAUUAAAACUAUUUUAGCAAUACAUCAUUCACAGAGAAUAGCACAAAUAGCUAGUGCAUCAUCAUCAUCAUCGGUAUCGAAUCAUAGUAAUAAUACUCAUCUAUUUAUUUAUACUCGUUUAGCAUCAUUAAUGGGUUUACAAUGGACAUUAUUGAUUAUUGCACUUAUUAUUCAACAAACUUGGUCAUGGAUUAUAUUUGAAAUAACCAAUUCUCUUCCCGGAGUAUUUAUUUGUUUUGGAUUUUUAUUCUCACAAAGACUUUGGAAUAAUAUUAAACAAAGAAUAAUGACGAAAUUAAUAAUUAGACGACAAUCAUCACGAAGUAAUACAACAUCAACAACAUUAAUGCAACCACCAUCACAACGAUCAUAA
This is a messenger RNA of Rotaria sp. Silwood2, 2154 nucleotides long. NCBI's taxonomy places the organism in Eukaryota, Metazoa, Rotifera, Eurotatoria, Philodinida, Philodinidae. The record is from the annotation of a GenBank genome assembly.